Messenger RNA from Kuraishia capsulata CBS 1993, 2913 nucleotides. RefSeq lists its product as uncharacterized. Gene Ontology annotation, cellular component: nuclear envelope; cytosol. The transcript has a single exon. Gene Ontology annotation, biological process: protein export from nucleus; protein import into nucleus. Bases 1 to 2913 code for a protein of 970 amino acids. Gene Ontology annotation, molecular function: small GTPase binding; nuclear export signal receptor activity. The record is from RefSeq and is a predicted model, not a curated record. Lineage: Eukaryota; Fungi; Ascomycota; Pichiomycetes; Pichiales; Pichiaceae.
AUGUCAGAGGUCACAGCAGUUUCCCAGCUUCUGGGGCUUUCUAUUCAAGGUGCCACUGCCAAACACGCCGAGCAACAGUUGCGUCAGCUGGAAUCGCAGCCUGGGUUUGCCCUCACGCUACUGAAGAUAGUGGCUGAUCCGUCGGCAGACAAGAGCACGCGACUCGCAGGAUCUCUUUUCUUCAAAAAUUUUAUUAAGAACAAGUGGAUUGACGAAAACGGAAACUAUCUUAUAAGUGGUGAUGAUGUCAGGCUAAUCAAGGCUGAGAUUGUUGGACUCAUGAUCCAACUCCCGGACUCUUUGCAGGUGCAAAUAGGAGAGGCCGUUUCGCUCAUUGCCGAGUCUGAGUUCCCCAACUUGUGGCCUGAGCUCAUUGACGAGCUUUUGGCUAAGCUUAGUCCCGAGGAUAUGGUUACUAACAAGGGUGUUCUAAAGGUUGCCCAUUCCAUCUUUAAGAGAUGGAGACCGUUGUUUCGUUCGGAUGAACUUUUCACCGAAAUCAAGUUUGUGCUGGACAAGUUUUCGGAUUCAUUCCUGGCUUUGCUCAAGCAAGUGGAUCACAUGAUAUCCACUCAUUCUGGAGAUCAGAAGGCCCUCAAGGUGCUGUUUGACAACAUGUUGCUUCUGGUCAAGAUCUACUACGACUUGAAUUGUCAGGAUAUUCCCGAGUUUUUCGAAGACCACAUGGAAGAAGGUAUGGCCAUAAUGCACAAGUAUCUGGAAUACAGCAAUUCCGCUUUGCAGGAUACGGAUGAGACCGAAGUGGACAUCAUCACGUUGGUGAAGACCACCAUCUGUGAGUUGGUUCAGCUGUACUCCACGAGAUAUGGCGAAGUGUUUGAUCCGCUGGUUCCUCAAUUCACGCAGACGAUCUGGAAUCUCCUUACAGGCACUGGUUUGGAGCAAAAAUACGACACACUGGUUUCCAAAGCCCUCACCUUCAUGACUGCUAUAGCCUCUGUGGAGACAAGAGCCACUGUGUUCCACUCUCCUGAGGCUUUGAAGGAGAUCACAGAGAAUAUCAUCCUCCCAAACAUUACGCUGAGGGAGUCUGAUGAAGAGCUUUUUGAAGAUGAUCCAAUUGAGUACACUAGACGUGAUCUAGAUGGAUCUGACUCCGAUACCCGUAGAAGGGCUGCUGUUGAUUUCCUGAGGGCUCUGAAAGAAACUAACGAGAAAACGGUUACCUCGGUCAUGAUGGGGUACAUUGAUCACUAUCUUGAGGCUUUCCGUGCCGAUCCUUCAAACUGGAGGGCCAAGGACAUUUCACUGUAUCUGUUUGGUGCGGUGGCUACCAAGGGUCUGGUGACAACAUCAGGAGUCUCUUCUGUCAACUUGUUGGUUGACGUUGUUCAGUUCUUCACGCAUAACGUAGCUCCCGAUCUUGUGAGCAACGUUGUUCAUCCGAUUCUCAAGGUCGAUGCCAUCAAGUUCGUCUACACCUUCAGAAACCAGCUGACCAAGGCCCAGUUGAUUGAGGCUUUCCCUCUACUAUCUGCUCACUUUCAAAGCAACGAUUACGUUGUAUACACAUACACUGCCAUCACGAUCGAGAAGAUUCUGAGCUUGCGAAACAAUAAGACCUAUCUUUUCACCAAGACAGAUAUCAACCCAGCCAUUUCGCACGACUUGCUAACCAGUCUUUUUAGACUCAUCUUCAAGAAGAGCGAUACGCCUGAGAAGCUUGCUGAGAACGAGUUCCUGAUGAAGUGUGUGAUGAGGGUCAUACUUACAGCCGAGGAAACCAUUGCCGAGUUUUCGCUGCAGUUGAUCAGCCAGUUGCUUCAAAUCGUUGAGGUGAUCUCCAAGAACCCAUCGAACCCUCGUUUCAGUCAUUACACAUUCGAGUCCAUUGCCGGACUGAUCAAGUUCAACUCUGCAGGCCAUGUCAAGGAGUUCAUUGAGAUCACUCUCCCAUACUCAUUGGCCAUCUUGUCGCAAGAGGUCAAUGAGUUCAUCCCAUAUUCUUUCCAAAUACUGGCAUAUCUGCUGGAAAUCUACCCCAGAUCAAACGCUAUACCUGAUACUUACGUCCAGUUGAUCAAACCGUUAGUUUCUCCAACGGUUUGGGAAUUCCGCGGUAACAUCCCGGCCAUUACCAGAUUGCUGCAGGCUAUUUUAGUGCAAUCUCCAUCCAGUUUUGCUGGAAACCUGACUCCAAUUCUGGGAGUUUUCCAGAAGCUCAUUUCUUCAAAGGUUUAUGACAAUUAUGGGUUUGAGUUUUUGGAAACCAUUUUGUUCCACGUUCCAUUGGACCAGCUCAAACCGUACAUUGGUGAGAUUGCCAUGAUAUUGCUACAACGUUUGCAAGUUUCUAGAACCGAGAAGUACGUGAAGAGAUUUACCAUCUUCCUAUCGCUAUUGAGUUCCAUGAACAGCAAUACAGACAGCUCUAUCUGUGUCAACCCCAUCAACUCUGUAUUUGCCAUUGAUCUGAUUGACCAGGUUCAGAACGGUAUUUUCGAGCAAAUACUGAACAACUUUGUGAUCCCGUCGUCAACCAAGUUCAACAACCUGUUGGACAGAAAAAUUUUGAUCCUGGGUUUAGUGAACAUGAUCUGUGAAUCUGCCCAGUUCACACCACAGGGCAAAUACUUUGGCAAGUUUGCCCCAAUUCUUGAAAACCUUCUCAAGCUAAUAGUUAGUGACUCCAUCAAGGGAUACGACAAUGACGACACUGUGCUUUUGGAAGCCGAUUUAGAGGAGGUCUCGUUUGGCUCCAGUUUCAGCAAGCUGAACAUCAUAUCCCCAAGACCGUACGAUCCAGCUCCAAAGAUCACCACCAAAGAGUUGAUGGUGCAUGCCUUCAAGUCCAAGUUGGCCAAGUUCAAUGCCGAAACCGGAGCUUUGAACUCUGCGGUUGCCCAAAUGAGUCCAGAAGCCCAGUCUGCGUUCCUGGAUCUUUCCGUCUAG